Molecule: messenger RNA, 183 nt
Organism: Dovyalis caffra
Lineage: Eukaryota; Viridiplantae; Streptophyta; Magnoliopsida; Malpighiales; Salicaceae
Source: the annotation of a GenBank genome assembly
GAUUCCCCUCCAUGGCAAGGUUCGAGCCGAUUACGGUCUUCCAGAGACCAAGACUAGGCCCUAUGAAGCUAGCCUAGGAUUGGAUCUUGUUGACAGACAUGUGAAGAGCAAUGGGUUUUCUUUUGGGUCCAAUGGGGCGGUGUGCAUGUGCCUCUCUCUCUAUAUAUCCCCUCUUUCAACUCA